CUGGAGGGAGAAACAGGAAGGGAGGAGGGGGAGAGAGACUCUGGGCUGCCUCUGCCGCUGCUGCGUGGCAGUUUCUUUACACUCCCUGGCAGCUUGGAGCCGGCUCCCUCGCCGGCCUGGGAAAGUGGGUUACACGGGGAAGGAGCUCAGCUCCGACGCUGGCACAGGAGCAUCCAAGCACAGAGAGACCAGGGAAGCACCUCUGCCUUUGGCAGUCUUCUCCUCAUCCUUUCUAGAGGGUUUUGCAUUUGUACUCUCUGUUGAAAUUUUGUUCCUUGGACUUUUCCCCUCACCCCUGCUAGGAUUUUAUGAGGGCUUUGUUAAGACUUAGAGGGAAAAGAGACUGAGCGAGGUGAAGAGUGGCAAAGUGGAAGGGACCACAAACUGGAGAAGCCCGACCUGCCUGGGCGGUUGAUGACAGCCCGGUGUUAGUAAAGCCCCUUUCCGCGGCGAGCAGCGCGCACAACCUUUGGAGCACCCCGCGGACCCGCACCUCGCCUUGGCCACCAUGGUCGGGAGAGUUCAGCCUGAUCGGAAACAGUUGCCGCUGGUCCUACUGAGAUUGCUCUGCCUUCUUCCCACAGGACUGCCCGUUCGCAGCGUGGAUUUUAACCGAGGCACCGACAACAUCACCGUGAGGCAGGGGGACACGGCCAUCCUCAGAUGUGUUGUAGAAGACAAGAACUCCAAGGUGGCCUGGUUGAACCGUUCUGGUAUCAUUUUUGCUGGACAUGACAAGUGGUCUCUGGAUCCCCGGGUUGAGCUGGAGAAACGCCACUCUCUGGAAUACAGCCUCCGCAUCCAGAAGGUGGAUGUCUAUGAUGAGGGUUCCUACACAUGCUCCGUUCAGACACAGCAUGAGCCCAAGACCUCCCAAGUUUACUUGAUCGUGCAAGUUCCACCAAAGAUCUCCAACAUCUCCUCAGAUGUCACUGUGAAUGAGGGCAGCAAUGUGACCCUGGUCUGUAUGGCCAAUGGCCGCCCUGAACCUGUUAUCACCUGGAGACACCUUACACCAACCGGAAGAGAAUUUGAAGGAGAAGAAGAAUAUCUGGAGAUUCUUGGCAUCACUAGGGAGCAGUCAGGCAAAUACGAGUGCAAAGCUGCCAAUGAGGUCUCCUCAGCGGAUGUCAAACAAGUCAAGGUCACUGUGAACUAUCCUCCCACCAUCACAGAGUCCAAGAGCAAUGAAGCCACCACAGGCCGACAAGCUUCACUCAAAUGCGAGGCCUCUGCAGUACCUGCGCCUGACUUUGAGUGGUACCGGGAUGACACCAGGAUAAACAGCGCCAAUGGCCUUGAGAUCAAGAGCACGGAGGGCCAGUCCUCCCUGACGGUGACCAAUGUCACUGAGGAGCAUUAUGGCAACUAUACCUGUGUGGCUGCCAACAAGCUGGGGGUCACCAAUGCCAGCCUAGUCCUUUUCAAGCGUGUUUUACCCACAAUCCCCCACCCCAUUCAAGAAAUUGGCACCACCGUGCACUUCAAGCAAAAAGGACCUGGGUCGGUGAGAGGAAUAAAUGGAUCCAUCAGUCUGGCCGUACCACUGUGGCUGCUGGCAGCAUCUCUGCUCUGCCUUCUCAGCAAAUGUUAAUAGAAUAAAAAUUUAAAAAUAAUUUAAAAAACACACAAACAUGCGUCACACAGGAUACAGAGAGAGAGAGUGGGAGAGAGAGCGCGCGCGAUGGGGGGAGACUGUUUAUUUCACAACUUUGUGUGUUUAUAAAUGAAGGGGGGAAAUAUGAAAAUGAAGAUGAAAAUACAACAUUGGAAACAAUUUUAAAGUCCAUCAAUAAAAAUUUGGUAUGAUCAGGGUGGGAAAAGCUCUACCAGGAUGUGUGUAUAUCUACUAAGGAAAUGAAUGCCGUGCUAAGGACAUCCAGAUGUUGUAAAAACAGGACAAGUAAAGAAGUACCAGAUGGAGACUGACUCCCCCACGCACACUUAUCCUUCCUUCCUUCAUCCUUCGUCAUCUGUGGGGAAAAAAAUAAGGUCUUGCCUUUGGUGUUAUACUUCCAUAACUUUCUAUUGUGUUUUCCAUUCAAGCUGACCUGUAGCCAUUUCAGACUCUCCGUGGAGUCUUAUGUUCAGCCUUUUAUCAGACUCUCUUGCCUCCGCUAUCUCUCCAACUUUUGAGAUCAUCCCCUCUCCCUCCAGAGUAUUCUAUCUCCCAUGCUCAUUCCAAAUAGUCCCUUUUUGCCCACCCACCCCAACUCUCUUCACCCCCUCCAAUCCCCCCUGAGCACCAAUCACGCCGCAAAUGCUAGGAAGUGCCAUUUUAAUUUUCUCCACUGUGUGCGUGUUGCUCAAGUCUCUCCCUCUCACGUGGGUGUACAUGUGUGUGAGCGUGUGUGUGUCUCUCUCUAAAGCAUGCCAAGGGAAUGGUCCAUGUGUACAUAGACUCAUCGUGCUGUAGAUACUGUCCUGCAUUGUAAUUGUGAGAUGCGGCUGUAACCAGUUGCUGGGGGAGAUGGCAGGGAGGGAGGCAAGGAGCAGAGGCCCUCCCCAGUCCACGCCUGUCACAUGACAUCAGUGUGUAUUCAAACCAAGCUGUGCCCCUUCCAAGGGCAGGACCCCAUAUUCCUCCCAAUCCCAUCAUCAGAACCUAGUCAGGAGUCACUCAGAAUAUCACUGUAAAUGAAAGUGCCUACCAUUGAUGGGGUGAGCAAACAGUGGGAAAAAAACAAUUAGUGAUGGGGAUGAAAUGGCCUAGGAGAGAAGGUUUCUGAUUUCACUCUUAUUGCAUAAGUUUGAGGGUUUCAGAUGUUUUCCAGUGUUUAACAGGCUGAGCCCUGCUCUGCUGCAGGGCUGAGCAACAUAUAUUGAGCAAAUCCCCAGAAACAGAAAGGUCUCAAGUGUUAUCUCCUAUCUGGAGAAUGAUAAGCCACAUGGAGAUCCUAAGCAAUCCUGUUUUGCCUCCUCCCUAACCUUCAAAUAACACUGCAUUUGCCCCAUGGAUCCCCCUGAGCAGAGAUUGUUUCCUCUUUCAGAUCAAUACAGUGAGAGUGAGCAAAAUAGGCAAAGUAGACAGAUGCCCAAGUCCCAUCCCAUGUUCUGAAGAUACUGUCAGAACAUUAAGAAAAAGCAUCGGCUAUACCAAAAGGGAAUUCACUCCUUAAGAUCCUUUGCAGAUUUUUGUUCUGAUGUUCUUGGCUAACUCUUGAUUUGGCCAUGCAUGUCAUCCCCCUGCUGCUGUUCUACUGAUAUCUGUAGGACCACACUUUUUUUUUUUUUUUUUGGUACCAAGGAUUGAACCCAGAGACACUUAACCCUGAGCCACAUCCCCAGCCCUUUUAUUAUAUUUUAUUUAGAGACAGGGUCUCACUGAGUUGCUGAGGCUGGCUUUGAACCCCCAAUCCUCCUGCAUCAGUGUCCCAAGCCGCUGGGAUUACAGGUGUGUGCCACUGUGCCUGGCUGUAGCACCACUCUUCUUGAUGAUUCAUCAUUAUCCUAGACCAGACCACUAGAAAUUGCAUUAUAUUCACCUUUCCUGCUCUAUUUAAAUUUAUGUCUCUGAGAAUCAUCUUGAUAUUCACACUGAAAUAAGAGCUCAUUCCUUCACCAGAAGAUCUGAGCAACUUGUAAUUAAUUUAGGCAGAAAUUGUCUGAAUACCACAAAGCUUGGCAUUACCGCAUCACCAUAGAUCUUACAGGGAGAGCUGGCACUCUGCAUAUAGACUUCUUUGUCUACAUGAAACCAACUGCUGCUCUGUUAGACUACAGGAUGUACUGGAAAUGGUCAGCUCAUGACGGGGAAGAGGAUUAUUGUUGAGGUCAUUAUUGAAAGUAAUUUCACAGAACAAAUGUGGCAGCUCAUCAAGUUUUCAAAUCUUGAUAAUAGCUGAGACAUGAUAUUAAAUGAAAAACUUUAUUAGCAGAAAGAGGAAGGAAGGAAAGAGAGAAGUAGGAGAGAGAUGGAAGGAAGAAAAGAAGGGAGGGAGGGGCAGAUCUGAGAAGUAUUUAAAAAUCUCUUCUAGGUGGUUCUAUGGUUUGUUUUGGAUGCAUAUCACAUUCUUCUUUUAGGAUUUUGCUGUUUAGAAUUGAAAACAGAGGACAAAUUUGACAUGGCAGUAAGAGUACUUAUGGCAGAUCAUGAGAUAGGGCAGAAAUUCUUAUCCAAGAAGGCAGCUAGUCAAACACAGGGAAAGCGAGCCAUACUCCUAUGCAGCAUCAAUUUAUUGACAAUCAGGGAUUUCUCUAACAGUUUGGUCUUCUUUGUACAGGAACAAAGGUUAUUAUUACCUUUGAUGGUUGAAGAAGCUGUCAUACCCUUAAGUAGAAACCAAGAGAGCACAUGGUGAUUUAAAGAUACAGGAAGAUAAAAAGAGCAGGAAUUGAUUUCAGUACCAUUCAUUAUCAGUUUCAGGAACAGAGCCUGUGGCAUGUUACAAGCUUUAAUGCACAGCAGGCCUUUUUACUGUUUCUAUCUUAUCAUAAGGACCAGGUUAGUGGAAGGAGCAUGUCCAUUGGAAGAAAUGUCUUGGCCAUUGCUCUCUUGGUUUUUACAUGGUGGACCAUAAAUUAAACAUACAUUUUCAAAAUAUGGUAUUUGCCCAUAUCUAGCAGGAUCUGGGAUUUGAAAAAAAAUUUUCUACUUGCUCCUCUUUCAUCACUGGCCCUAGAAAUCUCAUAAGUUUAAGAAUUUCUCUAAGUAAUGUGGGGAAUGGAGGGAAAGAUAGCUUGGAGAAAGGUCUCAACAGAAGACUUCUUGGAAUUGAGUUCAUCAUAUUGCCAUAACUUCUACCCCCAGCCCGCAGCAUCUUGUCCUUUGAUAAUCAAAGCACUGAAAAACACCAACUAUUUGGAAAUACCAUAUUGAGAGAAGUGGAAAGCAUCUAAUAAUGUUAAUGGCCAAUACGUUUUGCAUGCUUUUCAUACAAAGUGAAACUCUACCAUUCACAAAGUAAGAUCCUUAGCCCCAACUUUCAGUGAUGUGGAUAUUACCUUGACCCAGGGACUUCUUGAAGGAUGAGAACUAGCCUAGGUUUCACAACUGCAGAAUUGUAAAUUAGACUCUGUUCAAUUCUUCAUCAAGAGGCCUUGCUUUAUUGGAGGACUUUUUUGUUUUUGUUUGUUUAAGAUAUAAAAUCCCUCUGUCCUAAAAGAACUAAGGCAUAUGGAAAAGUGGAUGUGUUUUCUGUUGGGAAGGAUUGUUCUAUUGGCCUUUUCCAGAAGAAUUCUUGAACUUGAACUCUCCCUUACUAUGGGCUUUUUAAAUUAUUAUUAUUAUGUGAUCAGACAACUGGGGCUAUUUAUAGAGACCUUGUAAAAGUACUCGUGAUUUUCAUGUUCUUGGAGGGCAGAAACAAAAAUCUGUUUCACCUCCAAAAAUGGACUUACCUCCUUUGCACAUAAAGACAAAACUCCUCAGCAUGAAAUGAUUUGAGUUGUUACCCACCAAGUUGUUAACCUUCUUAUCUAGAGUUGCAGGCACAACCCUGAACUGAUUAGGGCUCCACCAUUUCUCUGGGCUUGUCUCCCUGAAUUCCUCAUUUUGUUCUUUGCAGGCUUUGAAUUAUUUGUGGAAAAAUAAUAUAUGUGUGUAUGUAUUUUUUUUAAUCUUAUCUUUACAGAUGCUAUAUUUACAAUAAUGUAUGUAUUAUAAGAAAAAUUUAGAAUAACAGCUUAAACUUAAAAGAAGAAAGUGCAGAAUUUGGUUUAUUUAAAGAAAAAAAUAGCUAUGUUUCAUAAGGAAAGACAUGGAGCCCCAUUUUUUCCCACUUUUAAAUUGUUUGCUGACAGAUCAAAUACUAUGGGAAUAACCAGGUCCUCAUUUUUUUUUUCUUCAUCUUCGUAAGCUUUUAGCCUGGAUUGAGUCUUGGUCCCCAGUAAGUAUCAAUUUCUACAGCGAGUAUAAUGCUGUAACUGGCCUAAAAACUAUUAAACAUUUGAAGACAAAUUAGCAGACCACAAAAAUAGUGAGAUAAGACCCUGAGUUAAGAAGCACAAAUCUAGUUUAGGAAACCCCAUUCUUUCUUCAGUAUUUAAAAUAUUUCUCCUCCAAAGACCAAUUGCCCCUGUAAUGUAAAUUUUCCAUCAUGGUUGGCACCCUAUCCAUAAACAUCUCACUAAAUGCAAAAUGGAGUUUACAUUUAUGUGCAUACUAGUGGAGGAGAAGUAAACUAUUCUCAUUUGCAUUUAGCUAUGCUGUUCAAAUGUCGCCAACUGAAAUUCAAAAAAGAAUUUGUUUUCACCAGGCAAAGUACAUCACUUUCCUCUUGGCAAGGAAGCUGGUGUUAACAUUAGGUUUAGGUUUAACAUUUACACCAGCGAAAUGUUUAUGGAUAUUGUGGGAAACGUAUUUUAAAAUCUUGAUUUCUUUUCAGCGCAUUUACAUACUGUGUGCUGAUUAAUAAAUUAGGGACCAAUCAUGUGUAAAUCAAUGUAAAUCACUAGUUUAUGUACAUAAUACAAACGAUGUAAACUUCAUUUUUCAUGCAGAGGCCAAGUUCAGUUAAACCCAUAAAUCUUAAAGGAAAAAAAAAUCAAAUAAAGUAAAAGCAAAGCAUGUCACAGGUCAAAAUGGGAAGAAGGAGGAACAGAAUGCCCAAACGCAAGGUUGUCUCAGCCAAAGAAAGUAGAGGACAGGGGCACCUACAGGUUUCCAUGACGAUGCAGUCACAGUUAAGGGUUACCUCCUUGUUCCUUCAAGACAUAAGUGCAGAUUCUCCCAGCUGCAGCUGUCACCAUCAUUUUCUCACGGGAUCCCCCAGCAAGGGAGUAAAGAGUAAGAGAGUGUUUGGGGGCUCCUGUGCCUAUUCCAUCAGCUCUCAGGCAUCUGGUUAUUUCUCCCUCACCCCAAAUCCAAGGAAGUCAGCCAUACCUUGGUGAGCACAAUACUACCCAGUUUCUGUUACCCACUCAACAAAAGCAUUGGGAAAGCUUCUCCGUCAUCUGAAUUCUAAUAAAUUGUUAGGUAGAAGAAAUAGGUGACAUCCUUGAGAAAUAUCUCGCUGAGUCAUCUUCGAAAAAAUAACUGCCUUUGCUUUAUCUAAUACUCUUGUGUUCCAACACAUCUAUACUGAAUUCUACAAAUAAGAAACAGAAUCACUUCAUUUUGAAGUUUCUCUCUCAGGCAUUAUCUCUUACAGGCUUUCUGAUGUGCCUGAUGUGUUUAACAGAAUUAUAUAUAUAUAUAUAAUAUCCCUGUCCUAUAAUCUGAACAAUUGGUAGAUUACAGGUCUAAAAAAAAAAAAAAAAAAAAAUAUGACUUCAGGAACCACAUGAAUGUUCUACCAGGACUGUUCUUGAAAGAAAUUUAGGUCACAUUAACAUGAGACUUAAAGUGCUCUCCGCCACCUAAGAUAAGUGAUAACUUGAACGUGGAGGUGUAUUGGAUUGGGAGUCAGGAAAAUUGGGCUGUAAACCGAGGCCUAGUCAUAAAAGAGCUGUAUGACACUAGCAAGCCUUUUAACUUUCCUGAAUCUUGGUCUUCUCACCCUGAAAGUGAGGUAUUUGAAUGACAUCUUUAGAAUCCCUUUUGCCUCUAAACUUGGAUCCUGAAUAAGAAUUUAAUACUCAGUGCUGUGCUCACCUAACCGUUCAUUCUAAGCUGCUGUUUGUCAUCUCCAGUUUGAUCUCAUAACCUUCAUCCUAGCAACUCCAUUUCAAAAUCUAAAACUUUCUAGGGAACAGGGUCUCGGGACUGACUCUAUAAUUCUCUUCUGACCAAAACUUCUUAGUAAUCUAGAGAGGUGAUAUAUUCAGAAUAAACUGAGGGCUUUGAAAUAGCUAGGGCUGUUUCCUUGUUUAUAAUAUUAUAAAAUCUAACUGUUGAACUAUAUCCUAAUGACCUUUCAUAGGAAGGAAAAUAGCCAGAUUGGGCAUUAUGCAUGUAACAAAUGAGGAAGUUGUGCAUAUGAAAGGAAACAUCGGUUUUCUUUCAUCCUGGGCCAAGCGCCUCAUUAUAGUAAAUGUGUGUCCUUGGAAACUCUUGGCUUGUGCUGAUGGCAGUAAGCAUGUGGUCUGAGGCAAGUUCAAUAGGCUGGUCUGUGAGAAACAGACAAGACAAUACAUUUUGUUUGGGAGAGAAUUUCUCAUGGGAUGAGUUUCCUGAACUUGAGUUACAAGCUGUGAAAUCAGGCAGGUGGAUGGAGAGCAAAAGGCCUUGUUUUUUAAAAAGUGCAGGUCUGUGCUGUUUAAAGAAGAUAACCUGAAAAUAAGACCAAAAUAAACACAUUUUGAAAGGCCACGGUUGAAGACACAAAAAGCUGUCGUAAAAGCUGAAAUCAAAUGUGAAAGUCAAGCUCUCUGCGAAGAGGUUUUACAGGAAGGAUGGUUUUUGAGGCAGUGAAGGAGGAAUUAUUUUCUUGUGCCAUGUUGUGGGGUGGACUGAGCAUAGCCUCACUUAUCCCAAGCUAUCCUAGACGCUCAGUUUAGCAUCUGUCCAAAGCAAUCUUUUCAUUUAAUGCCUGAAAGAACUGAAGGAAUUUGAGUGUCCAGGCACUGAAGAGCAGGAUUUAUUCAUGAUUUUCCAAGUGAUGCACUAACAUCACUUGGUGUAGCUAAGGGUGGACCAGGGCUUAAGGUACUCAUGACGCUCUCUUGAAGUGGGAAUAACCCCCAUCCCCCACCCCUGCUCCCAUCCCUUGGCCCACAGGACAACUUCCCAUUUCCACAGUUAUGUCACAGUUACCUCUUUUGGGUGGUGCUCCUGAAUCCACUCCUACAGCUACAUUCUUCUUUGAAUAAGCCCUCUCUAUGUAAAGCCAGGCACAGUAAAAAUCUGCUUCUUGCAAAUGAAGAAAACAUUUGGAACCACUAGCUUCAGGCACUGAUCCCAGGAUAUUAGGAGUCUUUUAUGAACCCACUUCCCUAAGUCUUGAGAAUGUGAAUGGUUUCUUCCUGGCAAGUUGUGGCCAAGUUCUGCUCCCUAAGUAUUUACCGGGAGUGAGGAGGCUGAAGGGAGGAGGUUGCAGGGGGAGAGAAGCAGAGGACACCUCCAGCCUCUUCUCCCCACCCUGCUUCAUCCUUUCCUUCUCUCUGCUCUCCUGAAGGGUGUAAAAAUCCUGCUCUUGGUUAGAAUUCUCCUUAUUAACAGUGUUAUAUACAUAUAAAUAUAUAUAUAUAAAUAUAUUCCUUUUUUCAGCCCUGUAGACAUGAACUGAUAUUCCCUUGAUGAUACAAACACAUGGCCAUUUUUUGGUUUGGGUUUUUUGUUGCUCAAGGUAUUUUAUUUUUGUUUAUUGGGUGGAUUUUUUUCCCUGGAUACUAGCUCUGUGAAGGAAAAUAAAAAGCGCAGUUGUGUGUUAAAAAAAAAAUUAAAAUUAAAAAAAGCUUUUUUUUUCUUUUCUUUUUAAAUGUAUUUAAAUUCUGUUUCUCUCUUCUGUUACUUUACACGUAUGAAUGCUCUGCUCUUCUGUGAACUUAAAACAAAAUGAAAUAAACGUGAAAAGGAGAUGUG
Messenger RNA from Ictidomys tridecemlineatus (thirteen-lined ground squirrel), 9403 nucleotides. RefSeq names its product limbic system associated membrane protein (gene Lsamp). The record is from RefSeq and is a predicted model, not a curated record. NCBI's taxonomy places the organism in Eukaryota, Metazoa, Chordata, Mammalia, Rodentia, Sciuridae.